This is a messenger RNA of Morone saxatilis (striped sea-bass), 2187 nucleotides long. It is a transcript of the gene xiap, whose product is annotated as X-linked inhibitor of apoptosis. NCBI's taxonomy places the organism in Eukaryota, Metazoa, Chordata, Actinopteri, Moronidae. Gene Ontology annotation, biological process: positive regulation of protein ubiquitination; regulation of cell cycle; negative regulation of apoptotic process. The record is from RefSeq and is a predicted model, not a curated record. Gene Ontology annotation, molecular function: ubiquitin protein ligase activity; cysteine-type endopeptidase inhibitor activity involved in apoptotic process. The coding region runs from base 189 to 1592 and encodes 467 amino acids. The transcript is spliced from 8 exons. Gene Ontology annotation, cellular component: cytoplasm; nucleus.
AUCAACGUCACUUUCGCUUCCUGAGAGCACGUCAACUAAACAGCCCCUUUAAUCAUUGGAUCUAACAGUAGGCGUUGUUCACAUCAAACACCGCCUGGGAGUAGAGACGGGAGAGCUGGCUGUAAGAUAUUAAACGAUAUUCUGUCCCUAAGGUCAGUCCAUUCAGCAGUUUCCUGCUUGGCUCUAUCAUGUGUGAUCCCAGACAAGACGGAAAUUUGGAGACAGAUAACGCGGAAGAUUUUUCCCUGAUGAACAGCCGUCUGGACUCAUUCCGUGGCUCCAACUUGGUCCAGCAGGUGUCAGCAGAACGAUUGGCUCGGGCCGGCUUCUACUUCACUGGCCAUGCUGAUCGUGUCCGCUGUUUCAGCUGCCAGCAGACUGUGGAAAACUGGUGCAGGGGAGACACACCUGUACAGCGGCAUAAGGAGGUUUCCCCAUCAUGCAGGUUUCUCAGCUGCACCCACCGCACCGGUUUUAACCCGAUUACUGAUACCACAAUGACUAAUGGUUCCAUCUACAACGAAGCAGCAGAGGACAUGGAAUUUCGUUUGAGAAGAGGAGAGGUGGUUGAUGAGACCACCUAUCCAAGGGCCCCUCACAUGAAGAGUGAAGAGGCUAGGCUUCAGACAUUCUCUUCUUGGCCCUCCACUGCUCCUGUGAGACCAAGAGAUCUGGCCCAAGCCGGCCUCUACUACUUAGGGGAGAGCGACCGGGUGCAGUGUUUCUGCUGUGGUGGCAUGCUAGGCAGCUGGGAAGCUGGGGACAAUGCCUGGGAAGAACACACCAAACAUUACCCCCACUGCUUCUUCAUCCUUGGGCAUGAUGUGGGCAACAUCCCAUUCCUGGGGAGUACACAGGAGGAGGACAGCAGCAGCCAGCAACGUGCAAACGCUCAUGUCCCCAUGGGGAGUUUUGAGGAGAGGCUUGGUAGCUUUGCAGGUGUCCAGCACCCUAUAGACCAAGAGAGGCUUGCCAGAGCUGGCUUCUAUAGCACAGGGACGGGAGACAAUGUGUUGUGUUUCCGUUGUGGUGGCGGUUUAAAAGGAUGGCAGCCUGAGGAAGACCCUUGGGAAGAACAUGCUAAACACUAUCCUGGAUGCAGUUUCCUGUUGGCAGAGAAGGGACAAGAAUUUGUCAACAGCAUUCAACUGCAAGACCCACGGCGAAAUAGAGCUACUUCAAGGCAUCAAAAUGGAUUUUCAGGAAAUAGGAAUGAGGUGCUGCAGUCUUCCAUGGCUCAGAAGGCCAUCGUGAUGGGUUUGGAGCCCAGGGUGGUGGAAAGGACCAUCUUGGAGAAAAUCAGUAGGACAAGCUCAGGCUAUUCCAGCCUGGAAGAACUUAUGGAAGACUGUAUUAACUCCCCACCACAGAGUGAUGCUGCCGAAGCAGCAGAGCAAGAGGAGGACCCACUGGAGAAACUACGGAAGCUACAGAGGGAGAGACAGUGCAAAAUAUGUAUGGACCGAGAUAUUUGUAUUGUCUUAAUUCCAUGUGGUCAUCUGGUUACUUGUAAAGAGUGUUCAGCGUCGCUCACCAAGUGUCCAAUCUGCUGUGGAGCCAUAACACAGAAGAUCAAGACCUACAACGCUUAGGGGAAUCUCCGGCUAUUGCCAAAUGUCAAUGCUGCUUUCUCACUAUCUUUAUAAUAUUGUAUUUUAAUAUUAAAUAUAGAUGGCCUGUAAUAUAUAGACUGUUGUUUAUAUGCGUAUGAGAAUGAAAGAAUGAGUAAGUGUCAAGGAAAUAAUAUUUUCACAAUCACUGAGAUGGUAAAUAGCUGUUGAGAUUUAGAUGAUCUUAUAUUAUUAAUAGCUAAUAAACCUGUAAAUACACACUAAAUUACCUAGUUUGCAACACUCUUUUCUUGCCAGAGGUGCCUUUCUCCGGGUUUAUGUACUCCUGUCUCAUUUUGAUGUGUUCUUUUAAUUUACCACAGUUUUAUCAGUCAGUUUCAUAUACUUAGUGUGUGUCCCACACGUCCUGUUUUGUCUGGUGUACUUAGUGACUUCAGACUUAAAUUGUCUUAGUUUGCUGCUCUGUAUAGAAGUUGAUAAAGGUAGUUCAGUAAAAACCAUUAAGAAUUUGCUUUAUAACUUAAAAAAUCUACUCUAGGGCCUGCUAUUAAUCAGUGUGGUGUUACCAUUCCAUCAUGCAAUCUAUUGUGUAUUCAAGAGUGAAUAAAUGUUAAUA